This is a messenger RNA of Phytophthora nicotianae INRA-310, 93 nucleotides long. RefSeq lists its product as hypothetical. The transcript has a single exon. NCBI's taxonomy places the organism in Eukaryota, Oomycota, Peronosporomycetes, Peronosporales, Peronosporaceae. The record is from RefSeq and is a predicted model, not a curated record. Bases 1 to 93 code for a protein of 30 amino acids.
AUGCCGGCAGUAUUAAAAGUGGCCACUCCACAUUUGCAACCUGGAGAGGCCAAGCUAGCCAUGCGCCUCGCGGAGGCGUCAGAUAUACCGUGA